AUGAGAUUCUGCAGCCUCUUAUCGUUGUUAAGUCUUAAUAUUUAUUUGGAAGUGUUUGCCAAUGGAAAAGGCAAUCGUUACUUUUUGGAGAAGCAGCGCUUUUUGCUGGAAAUUCUGCAUCAUGUGGAUGAACCUUUGAUGAACGAACAAUGGAGACUGUUGGGGCAGCAGCUGGUAACCGAUAAGGAACAGUAUGUGGUUUACAACGACCACAUGGUGGAGUUCUACAAGGACUUUGCUUUGGGAAAACUUUUACCCAGAAAUAAAUAUUACAACCCACUCUACGCCGAUCAUUACCAGCAGACUCUGGGACUUUAUCACUUUUUCUACAACACUAGGGACUGGUAUACAUUGUGGCAAAACAUUUGCUGGGCCCGAGUUCACAUCAAUCCAGGAGUCUUCGUUCAAGCCUUAACCCAAGUGAUCUUCAAAAGGGAAGAUUAUCAGGCCCUGAUAAUGGCCAAGAUCUAUGAACUAUGGCCAGAAGCGUAUCAUGACGAUGUGACCAUAGGAAAGGCAAGAAAGUUUAAUUUUGCCAACUGGAUAAGAUACGAUAACAUAAGUGAUAUUGAAGAAGUGCAUCCCCAAAAACUGGAGCCUUUGAGUUUGGAAGGAGAUCUGCGAAACUCGCUGGAAUGGUUCCAGGCCAUGGCGGAUGUGAAUAUUUUGAGAAUGAGGCAUCAGAAAGUUGGCCAUAGGCUUCAGCAUUUGCUAGGGGAUAUAGGUUGGCAAUCCUAUUGGUAUAAUCUGAAUAUGGGAGUGGCUUUAACUGAAGACUCAGAUCAGUUGCAGGAAUGGUGUUACUAUCAAUUAAGUCAAAUUCUAGCUCGUUAUAAACUAGAACGUUAUGGCCAACACUUGUCGUAUAAGAGGUUAACUCUAGAAAAGGAUAGCCAAAAACAUAAGCAAAGAUUCAGGGAAGAGUCCUCAAAAACUACCAGGAUUAUUAAUAAAAAGCUAAAAGAAUUGGAGGCUAGAGUUGGUGAUGCCAUUACCUUCAGAGGCUUUCAGUUGGCUAAUGGCAGCUAUAUAAACCUAAAAGAUAACAACAAUUGGCUGAUUGGACUUAAAGAACUAUUCCCCUAUGAUUGGUCUAAACUAAAUAUAGAAAAAUCUACAGAGCCUGAACUUUUACUAGACCUUCGCACUUCGCUGAGAUCUGAAAACUUUUAUUAUUAUGCCGAGCGAUUAUUGCAAUCAUAUCGUUGGUAUCGCCAGGCCUUCAAACCCACUAAUCAUGAAAUGUUUAUUCCCAGUGAUUUCCGCAUAGAUGACAUCCAAAUAAGUCCUUUGAUCACUUACGAUGAACCAGUUGAUGUGGAUCUCAGUAAUAUCCUGCAUGCCAAGCAUUUUUACUUGGCUGGCCAGUUUGUGUGGCCUUUCACCUUGCAACAACGACAGCUUCGACUGCAACAUAGGGAUUUCACCUAUAAACUUCAAAUAUCAAGCAACAAAACUCAAUCUACAAUAUUUCGAACUUUUCUAACUACUGCAGAACAUGGAAAAAUCUUUGGAGAGCCCUUCUAUCAAUUAGAUUCAUUUCUAACAGUGAUUUAUCCAGGAGUUAACAGGAUAUCCAGGCCUUCAAAGGAUUUUAGAGGCCUGACUGGUGAUCACAUCUCGUACACCGAACUCCAUCAGUUCGUAAGGCUGGCUGAGAGAGAGGAAUACGAUUUCCCCUUGAAUAUUUCCACACCCAAUUGCGGGUUCCCCAGGCGUCUGAUUUUACCGCGCGGUGGCAAGGGAAAUCCCCUAAAGAUGCGGCUUCUUAUCGUGGCCACUGUUUAUGAUUUCAAGGCCCAUGAGGGCAAUGAACUCAAUUGCGACUUCACCAAGGGUGUCAGUCGAUGGGAUGAACUGCCUUUGGCCUAUCCGUUUGAGCGGAUUUUGGAAGACGAUAGCCAAGCUGUGGAAAUCUCUGGUGACCAUGUUUACUGGAAAGAUGUGGAAAUCCUGCAUGAGGAUCAGUCGGAUUAA
Messenger RNA from Drosophila eugracilis, 1977 nucleotides. Its product is annotated as larval serum protein 1 alpha chain. The record is from RefSeq and is a predicted model, not a curated record. Bases 1 to 1977 code for a protein of 658 amino acids. The transcript has 3 exons. NCBI's taxonomy places the organism in Eukaryota, Metazoa, Arthropoda, Insecta, Diptera, Drosophilidae.